This is a messenger RNA of Myzus persicae (green peach aphid), 1139 nucleotides long. It is a transcript of the gene Art8, whose product is annotated as probable protein arginine N-methyltransferase 6. Gene Ontology annotation, cellular component: nucleus. The record is from RefSeq and is a predicted model, not a curated record. Bases 73 to 1137 code for a protein of 354 amino acids. Gene Ontology annotation, biological process: peptidyl-arginine methylation. NCBI's taxonomy places the organism in Eukaryota, Metazoa, Arthropoda, Insecta, Hemiptera, Aphididae. Gene Ontology annotation, molecular function: protein-arginine N-methyltransferase activity. The transcript has 3 exons.
UUACUGAAUUUUGCAGGUUAUAAAUAUCACGCGCGCAGAAUUUCAAACGAUUCUAAUAUUUUAUUAUGAUUUAUGGCUGAAUCAACUGAUAUGGACACGGAUGCCUAUUUUUCCAGCUAUGGUGACCUGGAGGUUCACAAGUUAAUGAUAAAGGACUCGGCUAGGACCGAGGCGUACAAAAAUGCUAUCCUAUCCAACCGCUCGUUGUUCGAGGGUAAAAUCGUGUUGGAUGUGGGAGCAGGCACCGGGAUACUAUCCAUAUUCUGCGCACAAGCUGGAGCCUCUAAGGUGUUCGCAGUCGAAGCCAGCAAGACGGCCGAAAUGGCCAGAGAGCUAGUAGCCGAGAACCAUUUUUCAGAUACUAUCGAAGUGGUUUACAGCAAAGUGGAGGAUGUAACUCUGCCCUUUAAGGUGGACAUUAUUGUUUCCGAGUGGAUGGGCUUUUACAUGUUGCAUGAAAGCAUGCUGGACAGCGUUAUCGUGGCGCGGGACAAGUUUUUGAAACCAGACGGCCUGAUGUUUCCGUCUCAUUGUACGCUCUAUGCAUCUCCAUGCGCAUUACCAGAUCUAUAUUCGGAGUGGGACAAUGUCUGUGGUGUAAAAAUGAGAUCAUUUGCACAAGCCUUGCGCAGAUUAUACUUGAACAGACCAAAAAUCAUGAGCAUACAAGUUGAGAAUAUGCUCGCUCAUAAUGUCAAUCCCAUUGUAGAGUUUAAUCUUAAGAAUUGCCAACCACAACAGCUUGACAAAAUCACUGCACAACGAUAUACAACUGUUGUUGAGAAAAGUGGAAUUUAUCAAGGAGUUUGUUUUUGGUUUGAUGUACAGUUCCCAACUACUAAUAUUACUCUGAGCACUUCACCCCCAUCGCCAAUAACACAUUGGAAACAGACAAUCAUAGUACUGCCAACACAAAUAGAAGUAGAAGAAGGUGAUGCUGUAAUGUUUAAUGUCGAAUUCCAACGCAACAGUACAAAUUCAAGACAUUACAGUAUUAAUCUAGAAAUGCUGGACUCUCAACAAGAAACACACCCAAACCCAUGUGAUUGCAAUCACACUAAAUGUAAAAUUAUUAAAACAUUUUUAUCAGUUACAAAAAAUAUUUCUGAUGAUGAGGAUUCAAGUAAUGAUGAGUAAAA